CCCCCCCCCCCCACACACUGAUUAGCAUCGCUAGCAUAGCGUCACAAUUAAAUAGUAGCAUCUAAAUAUCAUUAAAUCACAAGUCCAAGACACCCAAUGAAAGACACAGAUCUUGUGAAUAAAACCACCAUUUCAGAUUUUUUAAAUGUUUUACAGGGAAGACAAAAUAUGUAAAUCUAUUAGCUAAACACGUUAGCAAAAGACACCAUUUUCUUACUCCAACAGUUUCUUACUCCAUCAGGUGCUAUCACCAAUUCGGCUAAACUAAGAUAUUGAUAGCCACAAACCAACAAACAAAUUCAUAAGAUGACAGUCUGAUAACAUAUUUAUGGUAUAGCAUAGUUUUUUUUUUUUAAAUGUGCAUUUUUCAGGUAUAAAUCACAGUUCUACAUUGCAGCUGCAAUCUGAUAUAGUGCUGAUGCAGCUAGAACAAUUACAGAGACCAACGUUAUAUAACUAAUUACUUGUCUUAAAACAUUUCAGAAAAAAUACACAGCGUACAGACAUUGAAAGCCCAACAUCUGGUGAAUCCAAACAAUAUUUCAGAUUUUUUUAAAUGUUUUAUAGCGAAAACAAAAUGUAUCGCUAAAUUAGCAUAACCAGGCCAGCCAGAACCGGCUGGACGCGCCCGACCAGUUCACAUGCACGACAGAUAUAUGAAAUAACAUCGUAAAUUGGGUCUUACUAUUGCUGGUCUUUCAUCAGAAUGUUGAUCAAGGUGUCCUUAGUCCUGAUGAGUCGUUCAAUCCAUUCACAAUGGCAACCUCCCCUCUUCAUUUAGCCUGGGUACUGGUCGACUGGCACGGUCCAUGUCCAAAGUUAAAAAACUCAAAGAACGGAACACGGCAAAACUCCCGAAAAAAUUCUAAUAAUCUGAUUAAACUAUAUUGAAAAAACAUACAUUACGGUGAUAUGGUCACAUGUAUCAAACAAACUUCGACACGGAGAUAGUUUUCAUCCGUAACGUCAGCAUAACAAAAGACAAUGGCACCUCUGAAAACGCGCAUCUCAGAAACCGGAAGUUGUCGGUCACGCUAAAGAAAUAGGUCUUAUUUCACGUCAGUACAAGAUAAACAAAAAAUUUCUCCUCUGACGUCUUCCAGACACCGAGAGGAAGAAGAAGGAAGUGUGUUUCGGGUCAUAGGUCGCGUGACCAUAUAUAGGCAGAGCUUUGAAGCGAGCAUACACAUCUUGCAAUCUUCUUCUGGCUCAGGGAAAGUGCUGUGAAAUGACCUGUGUUUGACUCAGAGACAAAAUUGGAACGGUUUUAGAAACCAUAGCUUGUUUUCUAUCCAAUGGCAUAUGGUUAUAUGCAUAUAGUAACAGCAAUAAUUGAAUAAGAGGCAGUUUAAUCUGUAGAGGCAAUUAUGCUAAUGCGAAACAGCACCCCCUGUAUUCUCAAGAAGUUAAGGAAGGUAAAAUCUUAGUUAUUGGUUUUAUAAUUUGAUUCUACUGUAUAAAGCAUAUGUCAUUUCAAGCUUUAUUCAUACGGUUUUGUUGAAUAGUAAAUGUCAUAAAUUUCAUAUUUUCAGCCAAAAUGUACUUGCGCUUGUGUCCUCAAAAGUGACUACACCUCAGCAUUUAAAAAAUAAUUUUUGUUGUAAAUUUCCAGAAAGUUGAGAUUUUAACAUUUUCUUGGAGUAUGCAGCAUUACUAGUUUUUGUUUAUGGUCCUUGAAUGAUGAAUAAUUACUUUUGGGGAUUGUGUAGGUUACAUUUUAGAUUACAUUAAGAGGUUUUUAAGAGCUUUCUCCAAUGUGCUCCUCACUCCAGUAUGGUGCUGUUUUGGUGUACAUGUUUUGUGUAUAUAUUGUAUGUAAAUUGUAAAUAUGUUUGAAACUGGAUAAAGGUUACAGCACUGACAGCUGCUAAAACAUAUGUACAUUAAUAAAAUGACAUUGGUGUAACUCAAUAAUUUCUAACAGAGUAUGAAAUGUAAAGACUCAGUAAUUCUUGGGAAAAUAUUGCUUUUCUGCAAAAGUUGAAAAGCAUCCUCUUGUAGGAUGGGGACAAGACAUGCCAAUAUUUCAGACAUUCCUUUCUUCUCAGCUAAUUGCACUCAAUUAACUCUAAAAGGGCUGACCCCACAUCCAAUACCUAAAAGAUGCUUCCUUCCUUCCAUCAUUCAUUCCAAUAAUCACUGACCUCACAUGACUGGAUUGGUUUAAUGGAACUCAUACUUUCAGGAAAAAUCGUGUUAGAUCAGUGAUUGGGCAUUUAUCCAGGAAGGAAGGAAGGACUCAAGCAAGGGUGUAUUUCUUACAUAUUAGAACAUGGUCCCAGUUCAGCCUACCUAAUGACAAAUCACCUCAAGCUGUGUUCGGUAUAGAGGACACGCGUGUCUACAGAAAGGUGGAAAACGAAACAUCACAUUUCUUGCGAUGAAAAUAAAGUGGUGGCUCUGUAUUUUAUGGAGAGUAUUUUCACUUAGUAUUGCAAUAUCUACAUCGGGUAUUUAUGGGUCUCCAUCUGUUUCACGUCCAGUUGGCAGGAGAAAAAUCCUCAAACUGGGCACAUCACAAGGCGUUGGUGACUUGCUUACAGCCCACCUAUCAUCCACAGCAAACAGAAAAUCAAGCCCGAGGAUACACUCUCACAGUAUCUCAUUCAGAACACCCCAACUCACACAAGAACUCAAACCAGCGCCUGCAAGGAUAUAUUCCUCUCCACCACCCCAGAUCCAGCGCCCUAUGCUUCUCGAUAAGCCUGUACCAAAGUCUCAACGUGACUUUACUCCGCUCCCGGACGUUUCGGUUACGUGUUCCAGUGGUGACUUCGUGGUCCGGGUCAAACGGAAUUUUUAUGGUUUUGAUGCCGACACCGAUGAGUUGACGCUGGGAAGCACCUGCAAGAGUAACGGUGUUCUCAUGCCUUAUGGUGACUUGCUCUUCUCUUAUCCAUUGGUGGAGUGUGAUGGCAAACGGCAGAUGCCACCGGGUUAUCUCAUCUAUACAUUUGUGCUCCAUUACACGCCUCUGACCCGGUUCCCACGCAGAGCGCAUCGCUUUAACGUGCAGGUCGAGUGUCGGUUUCAAAGGUAUCAUCAUGUCUAUCAGCUGGUGGUGCGCCCUACAUGGGAAACACCCACCGUGCUUAAAAAGUUAAAGGGGCGCGUUAACUUCCGAAUCCAGCUGAUGGACGAUACAUGGGCCAUGCCAGCCAAGUCCCAGGUGUACAUGCUGGGACAGACCAUUAAUAUCCAGGUUUCUGCACUUCACCUACCCCAUGGAGGAAAGCUUUUCAUCAACUACUGCUAUGCCACAACAUCUAAAGACUCCAAGACAUACCUCAAGUUCACUGUCAUUGACAACUUUGGCUGCAUGCUGGAGAGCCAGAAGAACCCUGGUGGCUCUCAGUUUGUCUCCCCCAGGACUGAUGACACCCUCCGGUUCUUCCUCAGUGCCUUCCAGUUCACCUCUGACCCAGACAAACCGGUCUUCCUUCACUGUAAACUGCAUGUGACAUCAGAGGAAACCGGCCCCAUGCACAAGUCUUGCACCUACCGAGAGAACAGGUGGAAAGCUGUAAUGGGAGAGGAUUCCAUCUGUGACUGCUGUGACUCCAAAUGUGUGACACCGAAACCCAGAAGAUCCAUGGUGGAGGGGUUUGCCAGCAGCGGGGCUCUACUGCUCUUAGAUCAGCCAUCCGCACCAAAGGGUGGUUUCCCACCAGUCAGUCCCUCACUAGUUGAAGACGUUGUCUGGUUUGAGACCAAAAUGGAUGAGUUUGACAACCCAGAUGAUCUACUGGAAACCAUUGAUGUGGAGAAGUAUCGUGAUAAGGAAGAGCAGAGUUAUACUCGUUCCACGGAGAAGGAGAAGCAACAUAUAGAGGAGGAUGAAUCAGUGCCUUUGGAGGGUGAGGAGUCAGAGGUGGUUCAGACUGUGUUUAGAAAGGGGGAGAUAUUUGAGGGUACACAGGGGUUAGGUGUGAGGGAUUCAGAGUUGAUAAGGGGAGAGGGGUCAGGGUUUAGAGCUGAGGGGACAGGGUUGCGACUAGAGUUUCCAUGGGAGAGGGCAGAGUUGAGAGAGAGGAAUCCAUGGGAAAGUAAGGGAUCAGUGUUGACCGAGGAGGAGGGCUCCAUUGAAAGGCAAUGGAUGCAUCCACAGGAGGAGUCCUCCCUGGGAUUAGGGAUGGGGGGAAAGUCUAUAUCACAGGAAGAGGUGGUUUCACAGUCCAUGAAGGAAUGGGGAUUUGGGGUGGGUGAGGAGCAGCCACUUGUGAUUCCUGAGGAUGAGGGGAAGGAAGGAAGAGUGGAGUCUGGGGAAACAGAUGAGGAUGACAAGAAGUUUCCACUCUUCUCUGAGACUGGUGAGGAGAUCAUUAGUGAUUAUGACGGGCUGGUAGAGUCCGGGAUUGAUGGUGGGAAAGACUUGCCCAGGGUUUGGCAUUUCAAGUGGCGAUGAGGUCAGUUACUGAGACCAUACAGUGAUUCAUUCUAAUCUUAACCAUAGACUUCUACUACGGUACACCACUGACACAGUUGAAAUAAAAACAUUGAAAUAAAAAGUCAAUGCAACUCUUAAUUUCUUAAUCACCAGAUGGAAUGGGAAGUCUACCUACAAGAUUUGUUUUACUUUGACUUAAACAUUUGAGGAAGUAAGCUUUUCAGACAAAAUUACAAAUCCUUUCCUUGUCUUUAUCUCAAAGCAGGAAAUGCACAUAACGGUAGGUGAAGAAUACUGAUAAGGUAAUGACAUCAAUAGGCCCACUAUUUUCCCAGUCAGACAUUAAAUGAAUAAAUUGGCCCCACAAUGUUUGUACAUACUACAUUAUUUAGUAAGUGCAACCUAUUUUCUGAGUCAUUUUAAAAUGUAAACAUGGGAUAACAAACCAACCACUGGUAUCUAAGCAGUCCCCACAAUAUCUCCACUAAGUGCGUCAUAAGUGUUAUAAAGGAAGUUCAUGUUUGUUUCCCUGUCACACUGACUGAGAAGCUUUGGUUGAAAAUGUUCCAGAUCACACCCACUGCAUUGCCUCACCUUGAUUGAGCUAAUAAACUGACUGGUACAGAAAGCUAUGGGUGAUCUUUUUUACAUUCCAUUAACAUGACAUGGAGACAGUCUGAAAAGUGAGUAAUACAUUUACUGUAUUCUCAGUAUAUCAUGACCUAUGUAGUGUAAAUCUAUUGUUCAUCCACUAAGGCAGAUAAACUCAUAACUUAACAUGAUUUUGAUACUUUAAUAUAUUUUUGUGAUCUUUUUUGUGUGACUUUUAGCAUGAUCUCAAUGGCACUGUUACUGCUCUACCAGCAGUUCCAGUACAACCACAAUGCUCAUUAUAGUCAGUGAAACUUGGCUUUUUUUCAUUGUUUCAACAGCAUCCAU
Salvelinus fontinalis (brook trout) is the source of this 5326-nucleotide messenger RNA. RefSeq lists its product as uncharacterized. Gene Ontology annotation, molecular function: acrosin binding. Gene Ontology annotation, cellular component: extracellular matrix. Bases 2381 to 4405 code for a protein of 674 amino acids. The transcript is spliced from 8 exons. The record is from RefSeq and is a predicted model, not a curated record. Gene Ontology annotation, biological process: positive regulation of acrosome reaction; binding of sperm to zona pellucida; egg coat formation. NCBI's taxonomy places the organism in Eukaryota, Metazoa, Chordata, Actinopteri, Salmoniformes, Salmonidae.